AUGUACUGUAUGCGGCAAAUUGUUUUCGCGGAAAUCGACUUUUAUCGAGCACGAGAGGACUCACACAGGAGAGAGAGGCCGUAUUCGUGUUCCGAGUGCGGGAAAUGUUUCACCCAAAUUGGGCAUCUUAUCGUCCAUCAGAGAAUCCACACAGCGGAGAAGCCAUAUCCCUGUACAGAGUGUGGGAAAUGUUUCACCCAGAUAGGGCACCUUAUUGUACACCAGAGGACUCACACCGGCGAGAAGCCAUAUUCGUGUUCUGAGUGUGGGAAACGUUUUCCUAUCAGUUCAGCUCUUACCAGACACAAGAGGAUCCACACGGGAGAAAAACCAUAUUCGUGUUCGGAGUGCGGGAAAUGUUUUACCCGGAGAUCCUAUCUUUUUGUCCAUCAGAAGACUCAUACCGGGGAGAAGCCGUGUCUUUGUUGUGUGUGUGGAAGGGGUUUUACUGAUGCGUCAAAUCUAAUUAGACAUGGAAAGGCCCAUACAAGGACUGAAGUAGAUGUAAACUCAAUCAGUCAACUCUUUGAUAUGCUUUAA
This is a messenger RNA of Staurois parvus, 540 nucleotides long. The record is from the annotation of a GenBank genome assembly. NCBI's taxonomy places the organism in Eukaryota, Metazoa, Chordata, Amphibia, Anura, Ranidae.